AUGGCUUUCUCCCAAGUGCAGUGCCUGGACGACAGCCACGUCAACUGGAGGUCCAGCGAGUCCAAGCCUGAGUUCUUCUAUAGCGAGGAGCAGCGCCUGGCCUUGGAGGCGCUGGCCUCGCACGGGCCUGAUGCUUUCUAUGAGGUCCUGAAGAAGGAGAACAUCAGGGACUUCCUCUCCGAGCUGGAGCUAAAGAAGAUCCUGGAUACGCUGGAGACGUACGACCCCGGCUCCGAGUACAUCCCGCGCCACGGCAGCAGCACGGGGGAGAGCGACGGCGACCACAACAGCCAAGGGGACGAGCAGGACAUGGCCCCAUCCCUGGAAUACUGGCCCCAGAGGUCCGACCGCUCCAUCCCACAGCUGGACCUCGGCUGGCCCGAGACCAUCGCCUACCGCGGUGUCACCCGUGCCACUGUCUACAUGCAGCCGCCCAUCGAGGGGCAAGCGCACAUCAAGGAGGUGGUGAGGAAGAUGAUCUGCCAGGCUCAAAAGGUCAUCGCGGUGGUCAUGGACAUGUUCACUGAUGUAGACAUCUUCAAGGACCUCCUGGAUGCGGGGUUCAAGAGGAAAGUGGGGGUUUACAUCAUCCUGGAUGAGACCAACGUGAAGCACUUCCUUCAGAUGUGCGAGCGAGCCCAGAUGCACGCUGGACACUUGAAGAACCUGCGAGUCCGGAGCACAGGGGGAACAGAGUUCUUCACGCGUUCGGCCACCAAGUUUAAAGGGGCUUUGGCCCAGAAGUUCAUGUUUGUGGAUGGAGAUCGGGCCAUGUGCGGAUCCUACAGCUUCACCUGGUCUGCGGCCAGGACAGACCGAAACGUCAUCACGGUCCUCUCAGGCCAAGUGGUGGAGGCGUUCGACAAGCAGUUCCAGGAGCUCUACCUCAUGUCCAAAGGGGUGAGCCUCAAAUCCAUCUCCAUGGGUGAAGAGCCUGAACCUGAGCCCGUAACGCUGCCCUCCGUAGUGCCGGUGACCCCGGCCAACGCUGUGGUGAAGAAGCUGAUCAACCCUAAAUAUGCCCUGGUGAAGGCCAAGAGCGCUGACCAGAUCAGCAAGACUUCAUCGGAGACCCAGGACAAGACCCAGAAGGUGGACACCAAAGGCAAAGCCCUGCCUGAGGGCCAGGGGGGUGACAGGCAUGGAGAUGUGGCCGACCUCUCCCUGCUCAUCCACCCUGGCCUCCUGAACCUGGAGAAAGCCAACAUGUUUGACUACCUGCCCACCUGGGUUGAGCCCGACCCCGAGCCUGGCAGCGAAGUCUUGGGCUACAUCAACAUCAUUGACCCCAAGAUAAAGAACGUGAAGCUCUCGCAGAUGAACCGCAUCAAAGUGUGUGAUGUGUCCCAGGCCAGCGCUCAGCACCGCCAGAUGCUGAAGAACAGGGAGAUGGAGGCCAAGAAGAACUCGGACCAAGAGCAACUCCUGAUGUCCCCCUGCCAAAGACAGACCCCGCAGAUCCCCAUGGAAGCUCCUGCAGCCACCACAACCAGCCCCAUCGAACCUACCAGCUGGGCAAUGAAGCAGACGGGCUCGUUUGCCACUUCGCCAUUGGGUUACCACUUGAAGGCACCAGAGGAGACACUGGAGGACAUUAAACCUCCGGUUCCAAAGCCAAGGACCACCCCUGUUGGCAUCCUCAUGACCAAAGUCACCACAGCCUGUGACAGUAGCACUGCCCUGGAGGGUGACACACAGCCACCACUGACCGACCAUGUGGCUGCAAAGCAGGAGCAGGCGGAGAACACCAACGGAGCCUCGAUGGAGAGCUGCCAUCUCCAGCCAGACCGGUCAAUGGCAGGGCCACAGGAAGACAAAGGACCUCCCUGUGCCCACAAUGGGCUGGGAGAGGAGGAGGAGGAGGAGGAAGAGGAGUACAUCACCCUCAGUGACCAGGAGAGCUACUCCAGCAGCUCUGCUGACCACAGCUACCGCCGCUCCAAUGCCUCCUCCAUCUCAGAUGAGUACUUCGAGGUGCGGGACCGCUAUGGACCGCUCCGGAGAACCAACUCGGACGUCACCCACAACGGGGAGAUCCUUCCCAUACAGAGGAAGCUCAGUGACCCUCACAUCAGCCGAGGCACCUUCCUCAGCCCCCUGGGGAGCCUCCCAUCCCUAAAGCACAUCCGCAUGGAGGAUGCCAACAAGAGGAGGAGCAACGCGGUGGAGAUCAGGUGUGUGCUGCCCCGCACCAUCCUGGAUGGCAACAGCUCCUACCCCAGCGGUGCCACGCAGGGCACUCACAUCUACCGCUACAGACCCAGGAACCCUGCGGGCAGAGAACAAGGCAAGGGGCUCUCCUGCUCCCCAACACAUGAGAAACCCCCUGGGGCCACCAAAUACAGAGGGGACGGAGCCGAACCCAAAAAGACCAUUGCAGGCAGCCAGCCCUAUUGGCAGAGCAAAGCCUUCAGCCCCAGCAAGCAGCCCGGCCACGUCUCAGCCAGCAAUCCCAGGACAUCAAGCAAGUGCUUAAGCUCCCUGCCGGAAAGCCAGAAGACAACGGAGGAGAUGAGGACACCCCUGGGCAUCCCGCUUUCCAAACUGUCCCAAUCCAAGCACCUCAAGAGCAGGGUUGCAGGAGCCCCAGGUGCUUCUAUUGACUCCAAAAAGAAGCCUCCUGAGCCCAGCAGCCAGAAGGAGCACUAGGUAAAGGUGGACUUCCAUGGUGAGAGCGGUAGGAGAGCGUGCCUGGACCCCAGGCAAUGCUGUGUUACAUGGGGCAGGGGAAUCUCGUUUACAUUUACCUGGUCGGUGCACCAGUACCACGCGGCUGUGAUAGCCCAAAAGCCAUCCCGGUCCAGGGCAGGUCUCCAGAGACUGGAUCUCGGAAGAGAUGCAUGGCAUCGGCUCUGGGCAGGUGGCAGGUCGUGUUGGGAAUGAUCUUGGAUGGCACAGCUUUUAGAUAGGCCUCUUCCAGGCUGGGGUAACCUCCGAUCUCACUUGAGAGCUGGAAAGCAUCGUUGGGUUGGAGGCCAGCAAAGCCCAGCGGCCUGGGAUCGGCUGGCAAAGCUCACCCCAAUCCUUUGACUCAGAGGUGCUGCCCAAAGAGGGCUCCUUCAUGGUCGUGUUUGCUUGUAGUUGUUUAAGAGACUCUUCUAUCACCGUUUUGCACAGCAGGUCCCGUGACAGCCCAGCUUCAGGGGGUGACCUGUGUCCUGGGACAAAGGGACCCACCUCUUUUGACCUCGUACUGUAAAAGGAACUUGUCCAUUAAAGCUCCCCGGUCCCAGAGCAGGGGAAGCUCACCUAGGACUGUUAAAUGCAAGAUUAGGCAGCCUUUGACUUGAUGUGCUACAGCUCAAGGUGCUCAAAUGGCUUCUACCCCUCUGAGUGUUUCCCCAGCACCCCCCAUGCAGCUCCAGCCCCAAACCUCAGCAACCAGUGAAAAAAAGAACAAAAAAAGAACAAAAAAAAAAAGCCAUCUUCACUGCUUUCUUUCCUAUCAAAUGGAACCCAAGGUCUGGGUCUUGGCCUGAGCCCCGCUGAAGAGUACGUGCCAUGGACAAGCCUUAGCAAGCAGCCUCCAAGCCCUUUGGCAGCUGCCUUGGUGCUCCUCCUUGCUGCUCCAUAGCCAGCAGCCCCAGGCUCUGCCCUGGCCCCCCACCAUCUCCCUGUUCCUGGGGGGCUGAAUGCUCCUUGCAGCUCUUCCAAUACCUCCAACAGAAGAAUUCCAGACCCAGAGGCAUCGCUUUUUGGAUGAGGGAGGGAUGGGAGGCACCGGCCCCCAAUGCUGUGGCCACCCAUGCAGCAGUGUGGGGAUAAGCAGGGAGGUGUUGGCACCCCCACACCCACAGCAGCUGGUGCUCAGGGUAAGAAACAGGAGACUCUGGGGACUCAAAACAAGACCUGUGAGCAUCCCUUGGUGGAUUUGUCCCCAUCUGGUCCAGCUGUCGCAUCCUGCAUCCCUUCCACCCCCUGCCCAUGGGACCCUCAGCUCAGCCCCCUCCAGCAUGGGAACAUGGUCCUGGGAAGUCACCUUCCUGCAGGACCAUCCCCACAAGUGCUGCUGUCUUUAGGCCGAGAGAAACCCCUCAGGCAUCAGGUGCUGGAUGCUGGGGUCACCCUCAA
This is a messenger RNA of Pezoporus flaviventris, 4071 nucleotides long. It is a transcript of the gene SACK1G, whose product is annotated as family with sequence similarity 83 member G. NCBI's taxonomy places the organism in Eukaryota, Metazoa, Chordata, Aves, Psittaciformes, Psittacidae. Gene Ontology annotation, cellular component: nucleus; cytosol. Bases 1 to 2649 code for a protein of 882 amino acids. The transcript has 5 exons. Gene Ontology annotation, biological process: BMP signaling pathway. The record is from RefSeq and is a predicted model, not a curated record.